Lingula anatina is the source of this 1406-nucleotide messenger RNA. RefSeq names its product calcium-activated chloride channel regulator 1-like. The record is from RefSeq and is a predicted model, not a curated record. NCBI's taxonomy places the organism in Eukaryota, Metazoa, Brachiopoda, Lingulata, Lingulida, Lingulidae.
AAACGUUUUAUUACUCUGAGAGCGACUUCUCAACUGCACUGGACGCCGCUAUGGACGCUGCUACUGCUGGCAUGGGUGAUCCUAGUAAAGAUGCUGCCGUGCUGGUUCGUCAGUCCGUGGUUCUGCCGAAAGAGGGCAGCACCUACGAGGGCGUGGUGGCCGUGGACGAGACAGUAGGCGUGGACACGAAAUUCAUCUUCAUGUUUCCUAAACUGGGUUCUAUCGCUGUCAGCCUAACCAGCCCCAGUGCUAAACGGUUCGACCUGAACUCGCCCGAAUAUCAGGAAUACAACUCAACGAAGACUAUACAGUUUGCUUUUAACACAGCCGAGGUCGGUGACUGGACAUACAAUAUCGAACACACUGCCCCCGCCCUAGUCAAGCAAGUGGUCACCGUGAGCGUGCGAUCACACCCCCAGGGAUACAAGGAGCCAGUCAGGGUUCGGGCAUGGGUCAACAGGCUUAACGCCGUGUACCCACUUAAGACGGUGAUCUAUGCCGAGGUGACCCGGGGGUAUACACCUGUGCUGUAUGCGAAUGUCACUGCAUAUGUUGAACGACCUCUCAGUCAGGACAGAGUCACCCUGCAGCUGCGGGAUAACGGAGCAGGCUCCGACAAUGAAGCAGACGACGGCGUCUACUCGGCCUACUUCACGACAAUGAACUCAAAUGACCGGUAUUCCGUCGAUGUCAGAGCCGAGACAAAGCCGGGAAUGGCCAUGUUCAAGAUAGGAGGCGGGAGCGGAGUAGCCUUCGCAACACCAGGAGCGAUGGAACCAGUAAGGAAGGUUCCAGCACCAAAGAUGAACAGAGCAACGAACGCCGGUUCAUUCGUUGUGACCAAUUACACCUCUGGUCAAGACCCAUAUCCUCCAAGCCGCAUCAUCGACCUGCUGGUGAUCUCUUAUGACCAAGACGCCAAAGUGGUCACUCUAGAGUGGACAGAACCAGGGGAGGACCUUGACUACGGCAAAGUGACAGGCUACGAUAUUCGGGUUGGCCAGUCAUUUGACGAAGUGUCUGCUGGAUUUGAUAGUAGCUCGAAGGCAACACUGCUAGAAGUAAUCACACCAUUAGGCGCCGGCAACCGGAUCCAAGCCAAGGUCAAGGUCAACGGAUUAAAUGACACGCUCUUGACCUUCGCAGUUCGCGCCAUCGACGCAGCUGGGCACUAUGGCGAGCCUUCCAAUGUUGUGUCGUCUGCUGCAUUUGAGUUAGAAGACCUCGGUCUGAAUGGGAGCCAAAUUGCAGCCAUAGUAGGAGGUUGUGUCGCAGGAACGGUUCUCAUUGUUGGGAUCGUGGCCUUCUUGGCGUACAAAUUGAAGCAUGCGGCUAGUGCAGGAAAAGUUGCUGCUUCUCCUAGAAUUUAGACUGAUAUCUUGGAUUUAUUUUCCUUUUUUAUUUUU